Molecule: messenger RNA, 2199 nt
Organism: Gigantopelta aegis
Lineage: Eukaryota; Metazoa; Mollusca; Gastropoda; Neomphalida; Peltospiridae
Product: zinc finger HIT domain-containing protein 1-like
Exons: 6
Coding region: 46-525 (159 amino acids)
Biological process (GO): chromatin remodeling
Cellular component (GO): Swr1 complex
Molecular function (GO): nucleosome binding
Source: RefSeq, a predicted model, not a curated record
UCCUUACGGAAGUAGAAGCAGGUGCGCGAUUUAUUAAAAAAGAAAAUGGCGACACCCUUGUCAAAACGGGAAUCGGGUCGUAUAAAGAAUGUUGAACAGAAGAGAAUAUUGGACGAGGCCACGCGUCGUCGUCGGCAACGCAAGGCUCUUGAGGCACUUGAGCAGGACAACUUCUCGGAAGACCCUCACGCCGACUUGAAGAUGAGCAAAAAGGCCCCCAAGUUUCAAGAAGAGAUGGAAUCAAAUGGCCCUGACAGAAAGAAGAAGAGGAAGUCAAAGGGAGAUUUUAAGCCGCGGUUUAAAAAGAGUUUUUCAGCACUUCUGGAAGAAGAGCAAAUGAUGAACAAAGAUGGGCCAACCUACUUCACAGCCAGUGUGCCGCCAUCUACGUUUCCAUCCAGACACUUCUGUGCCAUCUGUGGGUAUCUGUCAAACUACACGUGCGUCCAGUGUGGGACCAGGUACUGCUGUGUGAAGUGUCUCGGGACUCAUCAAGACACCAGAUGUUUGAAGUUCAUAGCUUAAUCAAACCAACGUUUGCCAGAUUGGAAAAAUUAAACAAGAAAUCUUUAUGACUUCAGAUGACUUUAGCUGCAAGCAAGAAUUCCAGAAUAAUAACUCGCGAAGAUUGUACUGUACAUCUAGAUAACAACUUGGUGUAAAAUCACUCGCGAAGAUUGUACUGUACAUCUAGAUAACACAACUUGGUGUAAAAUCACUCGCGAAUAUUGUACUGUACAUGUGGAUAACAACUUGAUGUAAAAUCACUCGUGAAGAUUGUACUGUAUAUCUAGAUAACGACUUGGUGUAAAAUCAUUCGUGAAGAUUGUACUGUACAUCUAGAUAACGACUUGGUGUAAAAUCAUUCGUGAAGAUUGUACUGUACAUCUAGAUAACGACUUGGUGUAAAAAUCACUCAUGAAGAUUGUACUGUACAAUAAGAUUGUACUGUACUGUUCAUCUAGAUAACGACUUGGUGUAAAAUCACUCGUGAAGAUUGUACUGUACAUCUAGAUAACGACGAUGUAAAAUCACUCGUGAAGAUUGUACUGUAUAUCUGGAUAACGACUUGAUGUAAAAUCACUCGUGAAGAUUGUACUGUUCAUCUGGAUAACAACUUAAUGUAAAAUCACUCGCGAAGAUUGUACUGUACAUCUAGAUAACAACUUGAUGUAAAAUCACUUGUGAAGAUUGUACUGUACAUCUAGAUAACAACUUGAUGUAAAAUCACUUGUGAAGAUUGUACUGUUCAUCUGGAUAACAACUUGAUGUAAAAUCACUCGUGAAGAUUGUACUGUAUAUUUGGAUAACAUGAUGUAAAAUCACUUGUGAAGAUUGUACUGUUCAUCUGGAUAACAACUUGAUGUAAAAUCACUAGUGAUGAUAGGCAAUGCUGUCUGCAUAGUUCUGAUAGUGAUUUCAGUUAGGCAAUGCUGUCUGCAUAGUUCUGAUAGUGAUUUCAGUUAGGUAAUGCUGUCUGCAUAGUUCUGAUAGUGAUUUCAGUUAGGCAAUGCUGUCUGCAUAGUUCUGAUAGUGAUUUCAGUUAGGUAAUGCUGUCUGCAUAGUUCUGAUAGUGAUUUUAGUUAGGCAAUGCUGUCUGCAUAGUUCUGAUAGUGAUUCAGUUAGGCAGUGCUGUCUGCAUAGUUCUGAUAGUGAUUUCAAUUCUAAAGGCAAUGCUGUGUGUACAGUUCUGACAGUGAUUUCAAUUCUAAAGGCAAUGUUGUGUGUACAGUUCUGACAGUGAUUUCAAUUCUAAAUGCAAUGCUGUGUGUACAGUUCUGACAGUGAUUUCAAUUCUAAAGGCAAUGCUGUGUGUACAGUUCUGACAGUGAUUUCAAUUCUAAAGGCAAUGCUGUGUGUAGUUCUGACAGUGACUUCAAUUCUAAAGGCAAUGCUGGGUGUAUAGUUCUGAUAGUGAUUUCAGUUAGGCAAUGCUUUGUGUACAGUUCUGACAGUGAUUUCAGAUAAUCAAAUCACUUUUUGUAUGAUUCUGACAGUGAUUUCAGAUAGGCAAUGAUGUAUAGGGACUUUGCCUUACACACUUACUUCAGAAUGUCAUUCCCCCCCCCCCCCCCCCCCCCAGAGUGCUUUAAAAAAUACGUUCUUUCAAAUACAAUUUAAACUUAUUGUCAAAAUAAAAUACUUGUAUUAUUUAGUUUUUUCACUUCAUUAUUUCAGUAAAUGGGUUUCUAGUCCUUA